UGCAGCCAGAGACACUUCUGCGCUUCCAGAAGGGCAAGAGACGCACAGAAGACACCGGCACCAAUGAGCUGGGGACUAUUGUGAGACUUUACAGGUUUUUGGCAUCCUUCUCGCAAUUUUUAAACUGUUUGCGAGGAAGUCAUCGCGCCUGUUGUGGAUUUUACUUUUUUUCUGAGAUCAUGAACUAAAGUGUUAUGCGUAAAACUCUUCAUUGACGGAGUUUUCUCCGGCGGAAUUUCUAAAUUUAAAGGCAUCUAUUGGGACACCAGGACUCCAUCUGCGUCUCUGAUAUGGGACUUUAGGUUUAUAUCUCUCAUAUCAUAUUUCCUGGAGUGAAUUCGGCUGGUUUAAAACAUUUACGCUCUUCCAGAAAUGGUGGGGCAUUUACAUUUGCAAGCUAUGGAUGAGAGUUUGAAAGGAAAGAACCGGGAGGGACUGCUUGAUAGUCCGGAUUCAGGACUCCCUCCAAGCCCCAGUCCGCCCUUCUACUCUCUGUCACCAGGGAUCCUUGAGUCGCGCUCUGGCAGCUGCUCAACCCCAAAUGAGCUGCAAGGAUACUGCAGAAAGGAGAGCCGGGAAGGCAAACUGCUGCCGUACUUGCUCCUGAACUCUCAAGGUCCAGAUGCGAAGUCACGCAUGUACCCUGUGGUCUAUGGAGAGAGCAUCGAGGUUAACCCAAAACCAGAAAAAGAGAUCAAGUUCAACUCUGCGGUGAAGUAUGCUUCAGGCAGACACUUCCGUGACCAGGUGUUCUGCGCCCAGGUCCCGACCGCCACAUCCUUCAGCGAGACGGUGGUGGCCGUUCAGAACUGCACAUGGCGCAGCUACAAGUCAGAGGUUCACUUCCAGCCACGGCACAGACCGCUACACUUCCAAAGCACGACCAUCGUGUACCCCAAGCACACCCAGAAUACAUACCGCACCACGCUGAACUACAACGGCAACAGAAACGCAGCCGGGCGCCGGCGGUUUGUGUCCACAGUCAGGCUGGAGUCCACCGAGGACGCCAGUCCAUGCAUCAUUUACACAGAAGACCUCUGAGAGACACACAUGAGAGACAUGUUAUCCUUCCCAAAAUUCAAAAACUCCCUUUGGUUAGAGAGCUACAGUGAGAGUACAUGGACUAAAACCCUGAUUCAAUGACGGAUGCUCAGUGAGGGCAGUGAGGGCUCAUUUUGUUCUUUUGCUUCCAGUGAUGGUGGAGAUGAGCUGGAGUUCAGUGUGUGUUUGCGGUCUUUACAUGUGUUUUACGUGUCAGUGAUGUAUUUAUGUACAUCUGGAGUCGUACCAGUGAGAUGGAGGGAAAAGCAUUUGGGGCAAAACAGUUUCUGCUGUUUGCUGAUUCAGAGGCCCGCAGAAUUCUACGAAAGAUCUGCAGAUUUACACAGAACUCAAAAGAAUGUCAGUUAAAAAUUCCAAAAUUUUAAAUCACAAUCUUUUUAUUAGUCGUUAUGCGUCUGGUACUAAAAUUUUGCUUGGUUUCAUUUUUUAUUUGAAUACUUUGGCUAAUUUGAUAAGAUUGUAAUCCAAAAAUAAAACCGUAGGACUUUCAUGCAUUUUUCCAUUUUAAUUAUACCAUAAAAUUAUGCCAAUAUUCCCCUCAAAAAUGUAAAAACAUGCUGAGUCCAUGCGGACCUACUUUAUCGUCUUAGUAUUGCUGAUUCUUACAAAUGCUCAAACAGGAAAGAGUUCAUAAUGAAAACAAAAUGCAUGAGCACAUUAUAUGUGGACGAGAGCACAAAGUCAUUAGACCUUAGUCAGGUUAGAUGCCGUAUUGAAUUUAAUACAGAUGUCAAAGAUUAAACGUGCUAUCCAUGAUUAAGGUAUAUUUGCAUUAAUCUGUAGACUAUCAGAACUGGCUGAGGAAAUAUAAACUGUAUUUAAGUUGCACUUAUGGAAAGUUGUUUUUUUGUUUUUUUCUUUCUGGCUGUAAAUGUGUUGGUAUGACUAAGGGCAAAUCAACGGGUAGGAGCACUUGAAAGGUUGGACCAAAGAUUCUGUAAAAUUCAGAGAAAGGGAAAUACAACCUUAAAUAUUUCCUCCCUUUCUGUUUGUACCUCAGAGAACGGAACGUGGAAUAAUUUCUUGCACAAGAGUUUCAGAAGCCGCCCGACGUGCUAAUAAUUCAGUGGCCAAAAUAAGAGCUGCACUCACAGAAUGACAGGAAACAGAAGAUUGUAUUUGAAAUGACUGGACAGAGCAUGUGUUAGAUGAGAGAAUGCUGGAUUUGAACAGAGACGAGGUUCUUUGACCUCCUGAAGACUGUACUGUUAUACUUAUGAUUGCACGGUUAGAUAAUGUCAAAGGUAACGAGUCAUUUCUGACUUUGUUGGAGUCAGUUUGUCUCAGCCAAAAUCUAGAUUGCAUUUCCUCUUUCAUGUAUAACAAACUCUUUUGUGGAGCAGAGCUGUUGUUGUUUAGGGAGGCGAUGAGAUGUAACGGAGCGGUGCGCUGAGAGAGAUUUAGAUGAGCAGUAAAGCAUCAUGUCUGUCUUAUGUCUGGACUAUAUGCUUUCAGUUCUGUAAAGCUGAAGUGGGUUUUGUAAAUUUAGAUCUCUUACCUCAUUCAUUUUCUUUUUUUCAUUUCUGAUUUUAUAUAAUAGAGAUCUUCUGGUGACUGAAAAUAGAAAAACAAUGUAUGUUUCCGUCUGGUAUGUGGAUGUGUUUGAGUUUCGAGAGGAAAAGCUUGGCAGUACAAAUCAAAAGAGCAACGUUUAACUAGUGUAAUACAGGAAAAUAGUGCAUGUGUAUUCUAUGACACGAUGAAAAAAUCAUCAGGGGUUGAUAAAGGAUGAAAUUACAGGAAUGCAUGACCGAUAAAUAACUUCCUGUUCCCUCAAGAUGGACAUUUGAUAAGCUGAUAGAGGAAUUUUAGCAAUGUGUUGAAAGCAUAUCUAAGGGGAGCCGUUUUAUUUUUUCCUCGUGUAUGAAAUUUUAUGAUUACAUUUGUUUGGUGUACAAAUGCUUUCCGCUAACAGAUGGAUUUUGUUUGAUUUCCUAACACGGUGAUUUGUGUUUCUGUAAAAUACUUUCCUGUUGUAUAUGUGGCAUACAGCACUCGUAAUUCUCUUUAUAUUUUUGUAUAAUUCCCAACUUAAUGGUCUUCUUUUGGACAGCAGAUGAGAAAAUAAUUUAAGAAAAAAAAACCUGUAUAUCCAAACCGAUUAAAUAAAAGCCCCAAACCCUG
Onychostoma macrolepis is the source of this 3186-nucleotide messenger RNA. It is a transcript of the gene rflna, whose product is annotated as refilin A. The record is from RefSeq and is a predicted model, not a curated record. Gene Ontology annotation, molecular function: filamin binding. Gene Ontology annotation, biological process: negative regulation of chondrocyte development; negative regulation of bone mineralization involved in bone maturation; skeletal system morphogenesis. NCBI's taxonomy places the organism in Eukaryota, Metazoa, Chordata, Actinopteri, Cypriniformes, Cyprinidae. The coding region runs from base 373 to 1041 and encodes 222 amino acids. Gene Ontology annotation, cellular component: actin filament bundle. The transcript is spliced from 4 exons.